AUGGCAGCAAAUGAUGUCCCUUGCUGCGAGACUAUGUUCUGGUUCUACUUAAUCGCAUGUUUUGCUCUAGUUGCGUUCGCAGGUUUAAUGUCAGGACUGACUCUUGGUCUCAUGUCCCUUAGUCUCGUCGAGCUUGAAGUCAUCAUCAAAGCAGGUGAACCCAACGUGCGCAAAAACGCUGAAAAGAUCCUUCCACUCGUUAAAAACCAGCAUCUUCUCCUCUGUACACUCCUCAUAGGCAAUGCUUUGGCAAUGGAGGCUCUACCAGUCUUUGUUGAUUCGCUUCUUCCAGCUUGGGGUUCUGUUCUGAUAUCUGUGACUCUCAUACUUGCAUUUGGAGAGAUUAUACCUCAAGCUGUAUGCUCUAGAUACGGGCUGAGCAUUGGAGCAAAGCUAUCAUACUUAGUUAGAUUCAUUGUCAUAGUCUUCUUCCCAUUAGCUUAUCCAAUCAGCAAGCUACUCGAUCUGUUGCUUGGGAAAAGACAUUCUACACUUUUAAGACGAGCAGAGCUCAAGUCAUUUGUGUACAUGCACGGAAACGAGGCAGGAAAAGGAGGGGAACUGACUCACGAUGAAACAACAAUCAUAUCAGGAGCUCUUGACAUGUCUCAUAAGAGUGCCAAAGACGCGAUGACCCCAGUUUCCGACAUAUUUUCACUUGAUAUAAAUUCUAAGCUUGACGAAAAGACAAUGGGGUUAAUAGCAAGUGAAGGCCGUAGCCGAAUCCCUAUUUACUCUGUGAAUCCAACUGUCAUCAUCGGAUAUAUUCUGGUCAAGAACUUGAUCAAAGUCCGUCCUGAAGAUGAGACACAAAUCAUUGAUCUCCCCAUCAGAAGAAUGCCUAGGGUCAGUUUGAAUUUACCACUCUACGACAUCCUCAACAUCUUCCAAACAUGUAGAAGCCACAUGGCUGCUGUCGUUGGGGCGAAGAACUGCACCAAUACCAACACUCCUCUCCAUGACAAGAGCAUCAUCAAUGGAACGGCUUGUAAAGACGGCAACGUUGUUGUGAGCAUUCCUGUGACAAACUCUGGCGAAAACAAUCAUCAAAUUCCAAUCCGAUACAUUGAUAGUAAUACUGAUGAAGAUGAAGAGAUCAUUGGGAUUAUAACUCUGGAAGAUGUUAUGGAGGAACUGAUACAAGAAGAAAUAUUCGAUGAGACAGACCGGUAUGUGGAAAUUCAUAAGAGGAUAACAAUAAACAUGUCGAUAUCUAGAGAUUCGAGGCCACAAUCACCGGAAACUGCUACGGAGAUGGCUUCUCCUAUCUCACCAUAUCGCUCAAGUCCACUGUCGCCGAGCAUCAUGAUCUCUACUAUGCUCCGGUCACCAAUAAAUUCACCUUACCGUCCGUCUCCGUUGCUCCGGCCAACACUUUGCGCUUCUCCACCGGCACAACAACCUCCGUCGGUGCUUUCACCGGACAGUAAUGAGCGCUAUUACUAUUCGUCUCCUAGUGGGGUGUUGAGGAACUCGUAUGUGAAGCUAUCAAGAUCAAAUGGUUCGUAA
Messenger RNA from Microthlaspi erraticum, 1509 nucleotides. Lineage: Eukaryota; Viridiplantae; Streptophyta; Magnoliopsida; Brassicales; Brassicaceae. The record is from the annotation of a GenBank genome assembly.